Messenger RNA from Ichthyophthirius multifiliis, 1176 nucleotides. Its product is annotated as protein kinase domain protein. The record is from RefSeq and is a predicted model, not a curated record. The transcript is spliced from 4 exons. Gene Ontology annotation, biological process: protein phosphorylation. Lineage: Eukaryota; Ciliophora; Oligohymenophorea; Hymenostomatida. Gene Ontology annotation, molecular function: ATP binding; protein kinase activity.
AUGUCAAAAUAAAAAGUAGAUUAUUUAGAUAAAUAUGAAGAGAUAAAAUAAAUUGGAUAAGGAACUUAAGGUAGUGCAAUUUUAAUUUUAAAUAAGAAAACAAAAAAACAAUACAUUGCAAAAUAAAUAAGCUUGAAUGGAAUAACAGAAAGAGAUAGCAAAUAAGCUUUUCAAGAAUUAAAAUUAUUAAAGCUAAUGAAGCAUCCUAAUAUAGUUAAAUUCAUAGAAAGCUAUUUAGAAAAAGAAAGAAUUAUUAUAAUUAUGGAAUAUUGCGAAUUAGGAGAUUUGUAAAAACUAAUAAAAGAAAAAGAUUAAAAUAAAUAAACUUUUAAUGAAAAUCAAAUUUGGCAUUGGUUUAUUGACUUAGCUUAAGCUCUUAAAUUUAUUCACUAAAAAAGAGUUCUUCAUAGGGAUAUAAAAUCAAGCAAUAUUUUUAUAACAAAGAAUAAUAGAGUUAAAAUAGGUGACUUCGGAAUUUCUAAAUAACUUAGUAGUACUUUCGAGCAUGCUAAUUCAUUAGUUGGUACCCCUUAUUAUUUAUCUCCUGAAAUUUGUUAAAAUAAGCCUUAUACUUAUAAAUCAGAUAUAUGGGCAUUAGGAUGUAUUAUUUUUGAAUUAUGUGCAUUAAAACCUCCAUUUUAGUCAAAUAGCUUAAUGAGUUUGAUAAGUAUAAUAGUAAAUGAAUAACCUGCUAAAAUAUCUUAUGCUUAUUCAUAGAGUCUUUAAAAUUUUAUAAAAUCUAUGUUAAAGAAAGUCCCAGAAUAAAGACCUUCAGCUAAUGAUAUAUUAAAAAAUUAAAUAAUUUAAAACACAAUGGAAUAAUUUUUGUUUUAAAACAAUAAAUAAUAUUAAUAAAAAAAAUAAACUAAAUAAUCGAAUGUUAAUAGUAAUGAAUAAACCAAACCUUAAAUUUAAACUUAAUUAACCGACACAUUACUUAGUGAAACAAUUAGAUCUUAAGAAUAUAAUAGCGAUUAAGAAGAUUAAUAAUUUAAUAAUGAAUUUGAUUUUAAUUAAUAAACAUAAGUAUCUAUGUUUAUAGAAGGGUAUUUAUAAUUUUUUAUUUUUAUUUUUUAAUAUUUUUUUUUUUAGAAAUAAUAUCAAAGAUAAUGUUAAUAUUUUAUAUAUUAUUAUUAUUUGUAAUAUUAUUAUUUUAUUCAUAAAAAAAGAAAAUGA